Molecule: messenger RNA, 519 nt
Organism: Pseudocercospora fijiensis CIRAD86
Lineage: Eukaryota; Fungi; Ascomycota; Dothideomycetes; Mycosphaerellales; Mycosphaerellaceae
Exons: 2
Coding region: 1-519 (172 amino acids)
Source: RefSeq, a predicted model, not a curated record
AUGCCUCCGCCGAUCGCCCCCUUUCAACCCCCGACCAUACCACCCCCAAAGCUCAAAGACCUCAUCGACGGAGCCUUGAUCACAAAUGGCUACAUCAACGAAGAUAUUUCCACCACCUACCAUGCACAAGACCUCCACGCCGCCAUCCGCUACCUCGCACCACGCAUUCAACCCAUGAAAUCCGAACUCGCAAACAUCUCCAAUGAGUUAAGCCUCGAAUUCCAAACCGCCCAAAACUCCGCCAGAGCCGCCGGUAACCACCCUCUCGUCACAUCCCUCCAGACCCAAGCCGCAAUGUCACAGGCUUCCACCCAUGUGACAGAGACUGUGCAGGCUCCACCAGAAGCAGAACUCCGUCGUACUUCCGCUAUGGAUUCUGCGCAGAUUUUGACGAAAUUGGUGCUUUGUGUUUAUUCCGGGGAGGCGAGUGUGGCUGGGGCGAAGAGGAAAAUUGAGGAGUUGAGGUUGGGGAGGCUGGACGGUCGGUUUUCGCAGAAGGUUGGGGUGCAGAGGUUUUGA